AUGAUGAAUACAUCCAGUGGCUGGGAGGGACAAGAUCCAACUCUUUCUGUGGCACAAGAUGACUUCCAACAAUUUCUGGACAUGGGAAUCAAUGGCCUAGGUGACGGGCUGCAAUUCGACUUCCAAGAUUUCAACCAGCAAGGUGCCCAAAUGAUGAGCCAGGCAGGAGGUGAUGCUAUGGACACUGGGAUUGAGAAUGGUAACUCAGGCAUGGGGCAGGAUACCACGAUGCAGGAACACAUACCCGCGAUGACAGUUGCUUCGAAUCACCCUUUGAUCCACGCCCCGGCUCUCAUUCAUGGACAUGCUUCAAAUGAGAGGUUAUCUGAACUGGACGCCCAAAUCCAGUAUUUGCAACACCAGAGACAUGAGCAACAACAGAGGCAACUGCAAGAGCAGCAGCGAAAUUUCUAUGCCCAGAGCCGAAUGAUUCCCCCAACUCCAAACAGUGUAGAAAUGCAUGGAGGCGGCCCUCAUUAUUAUUCUCAACCAGACCAACAGCAACAAGCGAUGUUCGAAAGAUACCAGAUGCAUGUAAAGGAGCAAGAGAUGGCUUUCACCCCACUAGUAUCGCCAGCUGUGACCCCUCUAGAUCCUCAUUUCAACAUUCCAGAAUACACUGUUCCAGGUGCAUACUUCAGCCCGCUGAGCUCCCCAGCACUUCACGCACAAAAUGAUCAUUCCUCAGUCUAUGACCAGCGACUAUCUGGAACAACAAACUCGCCGAUUGAUACAAGCCAUGAUAGCCACUCCGCUCCGGCAAGCUCUACGAUACUUGCAAGAAAAGCUAGCAAAAAAGUACUGCAGCAAAAUCCAAAGUCUCGUGGUGCUCGUGCCGUUCGCCAGUCGCCUAUCGUCAAACCUAGGAAAAGUAAGAAGAACAGUAUUACAGCACUACCUGCACAAGCUCUGGGCAAUAUUUUAGAGCCAGAACAUGCUCAGUCUACAAGAUCAAAGGCUGAAAGUUCGUCACACUCUGCGGCCAGUACGGAAGAAUCAGAGAACGGAUCGAUAUCUCCCGAGCACCUGUCAGAGAUGGCUCCACCUCCCGUGCCAGCCCCUGGUUCCACAAAGGCGUCACCAUAUAUUCAGGCUCAGAAUUCGAGUAGUAGGGCGAAGCAGUUGGUUCUUGGAUCCCCUGCAACUCCGGCUUCUCUCAUGAGAUUGACACAAUCACCACCGAUUGGUCAACCUGGGAGCACGCAAAAUAUGGAUUUGGAUGACCCGGGCAUGGAUGGUUUUGCCUUGCCAGAAUCUGCGACCUGCAGGCCUGAACUCUCACGACUUGAUACUCAAGAUGACGGACAAGUUACACCUACGAUGAACUCAAUAGGCGUAAAGGCUCCAUCAUUUCCAACCUUGCCAUCUCCAGCAUUCACACGUCCAGGUACUGCAGCAUCAAGUCAAAGUCCACAAAUUGAUGCUCUCAAUGGAUCAAACGGGACUAGUACGACUACUCGCAAGACUCAACAGCUUGCAGCUCGAUCCUCGAAAAAGCGUGCCAGCAGCUCUGUGCUUGUUUCACCAGCUCUGUUACCCAGGAUAUCACCGAGCAUAAAACCUCUCCUGCCUGGAGGGACCAACGGGUCUGGUGAUACUGCCUCCCUACUGCUGGCAGCUUCGAAGUCAAACUACCAGAACAUACUCGAGGGCACACAUCUACCAGGAGUUUCAUACCCCCAAGAACUUUCUACGAAUCUGACUUCGAAGCGCACAUCUCACAAGAUUGCUGAGCAAGGCCGUCGAAAUCGGAUAAACUCAGCAUUACAGGAGAUUGCGACUCUGUUACCCCGCGCUGCCAAGGAUAGUGGAGGAGAGAAAAGUGGAAGCGGAGACGCAGGAGAGACUGCUGAAUCUACCAAUGCAAAAUCUGCAGCCCAAAGCGCAAACAGCAAAGCGAGCACGGUUGAGCAAGCAAUCGAGUAUAUCAAGCAACUCAAGCAGGAUAUUGCUAAUGCGAACAAGAGAGCAGAGGAAGCAGAGCGACAACUCAAAGAAAAAGCCGCGAAACAGGAAGAGGAAGAGGAAAAGGUGUAG
Messenger RNA from Cadophora gregata, 2037 nucleotides. RefSeq lists its product as uncharacterized. Bases 1 to 2037 code for a protein of 678 amino acids. NCBI's taxonomy places the organism in Eukaryota, Fungi, Ascomycota, Leotiomycetes, Helotiales, Ploettnerulaceae. The transcript is spliced from 2 exons. The record is from RefSeq and is a predicted model, not a curated record. Gene Ontology annotation, molecular function: protein dimerization activity.